Messenger RNA from Rattus norvegicus (Norway rat), 1968 nucleotides. Lineage: Eukaryota; Metazoa; Chordata; Mammalia; Rodentia; Muridae. The record is from RefSeq and is a predicted model, not a curated record.
GGGGCGGGGCCGGGGGCGGGGUGUUGGGGGCAUGACUCUGCUCCAGAAUCAGAUGCCUUAACCUCCUGCCAGAAGUGAGCGGAGAGGCAGUAGGUGCUGGCCGCAGUUCUGUUGGCUGAGGUGGUGAGUUUGCAUAGCCUUGGGCUAUCAGCCAAAUUUCCUCAGCAGCAAAUGCAGUUUGCAGGCCAACAGGACGCUCAGAGACAGAGUGGGAGCGCCUUUAGGCCAGCCACGCUGCCAUCUCCAACUCUACCCCCUCCUAUACCUCGUCCUCUUCCUUCAGUCUCCUUGGAGAAGCAGCGGACUGAGCUACGCCCCAGAACCCAAGAUGCAGCCUCCAAGAGUCACCCAAACGUUGCAGCUCCAGGCCUCCUGGCUCUGACCGGUGGGUCUUACCGCCUCACUGCUGCUCUCACUCCAGGCCACCGCCAAGCUAGGCAGAAAACAGCCCAGUCGUCUCUGGUAUCUCUGAAGCCAUCUGUCAGCGCUAAGCCCCGCCAAACAAGGCAGGGAGAGAAGAGGUUGGAGGCCACUAUGGAACCUUACCGCCGGGAGCUGCUCGGCCUGUGGCAGCAGAGUCUGGCCCAGGCCAUGACGGAGGUAGAGGCCAUGUUCAGAAGCAGAAAGAGAGCUGUGCCUAGACAAAUGGCAGCGGCUGGAGGGGGAGGCAGGAGGCCCCAAGGAGAAGCUGCUGCUCCAGGUUCCCAUGGCCCAGGAGCAGGACCACUUCCAGGACCUGCGCUCUUCACUGAAGAAAAUGCAGGUUCGCCUGCUGCCCGCUCUUUAACUGAAGGCUACUAUCUGGCUGCCACAGUCCACAAAGGACACGGGUGUGAGAAAGUCCAGCAUGAACUCAGACAGGCCACUGACCAGGACCAGAGGCUCCUGCAGACAGAGCUGCUGCAGAAGGAGCAAUGAACACCCAGCACCCCUGAGAGACCUGAGGAAGACAAGGGAAAACAGACAACUUGAAUUCAUGACAGACUUCAAUCUAGGAACAAGGCCUCCUCAAAAAAGCCACCUCCUUGUAGCUGAGAACUCAACAGUCAGAUGUCACCCACCCCCAGAGCAGAGGGUCCUCUCUCAGUUGGUGCUGAAGCUGACUCCGUGUCACCCAUGAGAGUUGCUGAAGAGAGCGCCCUGCAGUGAGGACGACCUCCAUCUCUCUUGGCAGUCACUUGACCGUCAAUAAUAAUAAUAAUAGUAAUAAUAAUGAUAAUGAUAAUAAUAGUAAUAAUAAUGAUAAUGAUAAUAAUAGUAAUAAUAAUAAUAGUAAUAAUAAUGAUAAUGAUAAUAAUAGUAAUAAUAUUGGAUUUUACUGUUUCACAGCCUGGACUGAGAAAGGAUUUAAACAGAAUGAAUCACCUUUGAUGUUGUCGGGCAGGCAGAUGUUCCAUAUCAAGCAGAUGACCUUCAGACAUUUAUCUCCUUUGGAUAGAAAGGUUUGAGCAGAGGAAAUGCUGUGCCACAGGUAGCACUGGGGAGGGCUUCAGAGGGUUGCUGGGCACAGCCAGAGCUGCUGGCAUCCAGGAGUCUGAGAGUGUAAAUUAACACUAUCCUGAAGGAUCCUCUGGGUUACUUUAGUAGAGAUGAGUAAAAUGAAUUAGAAAGACUUUGAACAAAAGCCUGAAACGGUCUCAUCCUUGGCCUUGGCAGGGCUUGGUCUUCAAAGCCCCUAGAGGCGUGGCCAUACUUGAUAGGCUAUUACAAUGUGUGCCCUAGGCCAGCAGAGCGGUAGGUCUUGCUACAACCUAACACGUUUUUAAUCAAAUUUGUAUCAAUUUUCUAGCUUGGUUAUUAUUUUCGUUGGGGGCUUUGUUUUGUUUCAAGGUUUUAAUCAAUGUAAUUGCUUUUGUCCUUGUCAUUGAUUCUCUACUUCGCUAAAGCUAUACACUGUAUAUAAUUGCUGUUCGUAAGCCCCUGUUGAGUGAAAUGACUAUUUUCAUGAAUAAAAAAGUGAUUUUCCCA